Messenger RNA from Halichondria panicea, 4670 nucleotides. Its product is annotated as multiple epidermal growth factor-like domains protein 6. The transcript has 2 exons. The record is from RefSeq and is a predicted model, not a curated record. The coding region runs from base 73 to 4503 and encodes 1476 amino acids. NCBI's taxonomy places the organism in Eukaryota, Metazoa, Porifera, Demospongiae, Suberitida, Halichondriidae. Gene Ontology annotation, cellular component: extracellular region.
AAUCAUGUGAUGGUAUUUAUAGAGAUUGACCUUUUUUAUUGCAACCGCAAAUAGCACUGCAACGCAGCAAAGAUGCAGCUCUCUAGCUCUGUGAUCUUGUUCGUGACUCUUUCAUUUAUUGGAAUAUCUCUUGCUCAUCCAAUAUUUGAGCAAAUUGAUUUCGCUGAACACCAAUGUGCGGAUAAGAAGACCAACUGCUCCAGCACUGCCACCUGCUGUCAACUCACUGCAGGCUGGGGCUGUUGUCCUCAUCCCGGAGCUUCCUGUUGUGCAGACAAGGUUCACUGCUGCCCUAGUGGAUACACCUGUGACGUUACGACCAAAUCAUGUGCAAAAUCACCGAGCAAUGAGCUAAUAGAUAUGGUAGCAAUUUCAACAUCUCCUGAGAUCGUCACUUGUGUUGAUGGUUCUAAUUGUCCCAACAAUAACACAUGCUGCAAACUGGAGAGUAACGACGGUUACGGAUGUUGUCCUAUAUCUGGAGCUGUUUGUUGUAAAGAUGGUCUGCACUGUUGUCCUACCGACUAUGCAUGCAAUAGCGAUGGAACUUGUACUGACUAUUUUGGUCAAAUAGUGAUGAAAAUGCUUACUGAAGUUAAAUCACCGAAGAGUGUCGUGUGUCCAGAUAAACGGAGCGAAUGCCCUGCUGAAAACACUUGUUGCAAGCUUACUGCCGGUCAGUGGGGUUGCUGUCCAAUACCUAUAGCCGUGUGUUGUUCUGAUGGUGUCCAUUGUUGUCCCAACGGCUAUACUUGUGACGUUUCCAGUGGAGCUUGUAGCAAGAAAGGAGAGACAAUUGCUUUCUUUGAGAAAAUUGCAGCUGUGAAAUCACCCAAAAGUGUCGUGUGUCCUGAUGGCCAGAGCCAAUGCCCCGAUGGAAACACUUGUUGCAAGCUCUCUUCCGGUCAAUGGGGUUGCUGCCCAAUACCUAGUGCUGUGUGUUGUUCUGAUGGUGUCCAUUGUUGUCCCAGCGGCUAUACCUGUAACCCUUCCGUUGGAACUUGUAGCAAGAAAGGAGAGACAAUCGCUUUCUUUGAGAAAAUUGCUGCUGUGAAAUCUCCCAAGAGUGUCGUGUGUCCCGAUGGCCAGAGCGAAUGCCCCAAUGGAAACACUUGUUGCAAGCUCUCUUCCGGUAAAUAUGGUUGCUGCCCAAUACCUAGUGCUGUGUGUUGUUCUGAUGGUGUCCAUUGUUGUCCCAGCGGCUAUACCUGUGACGUUUCCAGUGGAGCUUGUAGCAAGAAAGGAGAGACUAUCGCUUUCUUUACAACUGUUAAAUCACCCAUGAACGUAGUGUGCCCAGAUAACAAGAGCGAAUGCCCCAAUGGAAACACUUGUUGCAUGCUCGCUUCCGGUCAAUAUGGUUGUUGUCCAAAUGCUAAUGCUGUGUGUUGUUCUGAUCAUAUCCAUUGUUGUCCCAGCGGCUAUACCUGUGACGUUUCCAGUGGAGCUUGUACCAAGAAAGGAGAGACAAUAGCUUUUUUUGAGAAAAUUGCAGCUGUGAAAUCACUCAAGAGUGUCGUGUGUCCCGAUGGCCAGAGCGAAUGCCCCAAUGGAAAUACUUGUUGCAAGCUCUCUUCUGGUCAAUGGGGUUGCUGCCCAAUACCUAGUGCUGUGUGUUGUUCAGAUGGUGUCCAUUGUUGUCCCAGCGGCUAUACCUGUGACCCCUCCGCUGGAACUUGUAGCAAGAAAGGAGAGACAAUUGCUUUCUUUGAGAAAAUUGUUGCUGUGAAAUCUCCCAAGAGCGUGAUGUGUCCCGAUGGCCAGAGCCAAUGCCCCAAUGGAAACACUUGUUGCAAGCUCUCUUCCGGUCAAUGGGGUUGCUGCCCAAUACCUAGUGCUGUGUGUUGUUCUGAUGGUGUCCAUUGUUGUCCCAACGGCUAUACCUGUGACAUUAACGCUGGAACUUGUACCAAGAAAGGAGAGACAAUUGCUUUCUUUGAGAAAAUUGCAGCUGUGAAAUCACCCAAGAGCGUAAUGUGUCCAGAUAACAAGAGCGAAUGCCCCAAUGGAAAUACUUGUUGCAAGCUCUCUUCUGGUCAAUGGGGUUGCUGCCCAAUACCUAGUGCUGUGUGUUGUUCAGAUGGUGUCCAUUGUUGUCCCAGCGGCUAUACCUGUGACGUUUCCAGUGGAGCUUGUAGCAAAAAAGGAGAGACUAUCGCUUUCUUUGAGAAAAUUGCUGCUGUGAAAUCUCCCAAGAGCGUAAUGUGUCCCGACGGCCAAAGCCAAUGCCCCAAUGGAAACACUUGUUGCAAGCUCUCUUCCGGUAAAUAUGGUUGCUGCCCAAUACCUAGUGCUGUGUGUUGUUCUGAUGGUGUCCAUUGUUGUCCCAACGGCUAUACCUGUGACGUUACCGCUGGAACUUGUACCAAAAAAGGAGAGACAAUUGCUUUCUUUGAGAAAAUUGCAGCUGUGAAAUCACCCAAGAGUGUCGUGUGUCCCGAUGGCCAGAGCGAAUGCCCCAAUGGAAACACUUGUUGCAAGGACUCUUCCGGUCAAUGGGGUUGCUGCCCAAUACCUAGUGCUGUGUGUUGUUCUGAUGGUGUCCAUUGUUGUCCCAGCGGCUAUACCUGUAACCCUUCCGUUGGAACUUGUAGCAAGAAAGGAGAGACAAUUGCUUUCUUUGAGAAAAUUGCUGCCGUGAAAUAUCCCGAGAGCGUAGUGUGUCCCGAUGGCCAGACCCAAUGCCCCAAUGGAAACACUUGUUGCAAGCUCUCUUCCGGUCAAUGGGGUUGCUGCCCAAUACCUAGUGCUGUGUGUUGUUCUGAUGGUAUCCAUUGUUGUCCCAACGGCUAUACAUGUAACCCUUCCGUUGGAACUUGUAGCAAGAAAGGAGAGACAAUCGCUUUCUUUGAGAAAAUUGCAGCUGUGAAAUCACCCAAGAGUGUCGUGUGUCCCGAUGGCCAGAGCGAAUGCCCCAAUGGAAACACUUGUUGCAAGCUCUCUUCCGGUCAAUGGGGUUGCUGCCCAAUACCUAGUGCUGUGUGUUGUUCUGAUGGUGUCCAUUGUUGUCCCAGCGGCUAUACCUGUAACCCUUCCGUUGGAACUUGUAGCAAGAAAGGAGAGACAAUCGCUUUCUUUGAGAAAAUUGCUGCCGUGAAAUAUCCCGAGAGCGUAAUGUGUCCCGAUGGCCAGAGCCAAUGCCCCAAUGGAAACACUUGUUGCAAGCUCUCUUCCGGUCAAUGGGGUUGCUGCCCAAUACCUAGUGCUGUGUGUUGUUCUGAUGGUGUCCAUUGUUGUCCCAACGGCUAUACCUGUGACGUUAACGCUGGAACUUGUACCAAGAAAGGAGAGACAAUUGCUUUCUUUGAGAAAAUUGCAGCUGUGAAAUCACCCAAGAGCGUAAUGUGUCCAGAUAACAAGAGCGAAUGCCCCAAUGGAAAUACUUGUUGCAAGCUCUCUUCUGGUCAAUGGGGUUGCUGCCCAAUACCUAGUGCUGUGUGUUGUUCAGAUGGUGUCCAUUGUUGUCCCAGCGGCUAUACCUGUGACGUUUCCAGUGGAGCUUGUAGCAAAAAAGGAGAGACUAUCGCUUUCUUUGAGAAAAUUGCUGCUGUGAAAUCUCCCAAGAGCGUAAUGUGUCCCGACGGCCAGAGCCAAUGCCCCAAUGGAAACACUUGUUGCAAGCUCUCUUCCGGUAAAUAUGGUUGCUGCCCAAUACCUAGUGCUGUGUGUUGUUCUGAUGGUGUCCAUUGUUGUCCCAACGGCUAUACCUGUGACGUUACCGCUGGAACUUGUACCAAGAAAGGAGAGACAAUUGCUUUCUUUGAGAAAAUUGCAGCUGUGAAAUCACCCAAGAGUGUCGUGUGUCCCGAUGGCCAGAGCGAAUGCCCCAAUGGAAACACUUGUUGCAAGCUCUCUUCCGGUCAAUGGGGUUGCUGCCCAAUACCUAGUGCUGUGUGUUGUUCAGAUGGUGUCCAUUGUUGUCCCAGCGGCUAUACCUGUAACCCUUCCGUUGGAACUUGUAGCAAGAAAGGAGAGACAAUCGCUUUCUUUGAGAAAAUUGCUGCCGUGAAAUAUCCCGAGAGCGUAAUGUGUCCCGAUGGCCAGAGCCAAUGCCCCAAUGGAAACACUUGUUGCAAGCUCUCUUCCGGUCAAUGGGGUUGCUGCCCAAUACCUAGUGCUGUGUGUUGUUCUGAUGGUGUCCAUUGUUGUCCCAGCGGCUAUACCUGUGACCCUUCCGCUGGAACUUGUAGCAAGAAAGGAGAGACAAUUGCUAGCUUUGAGAAAAUUGCUGCUGUGAAAUCACCCAAGAGCGUAAUGUGUCCCGAUGGCCAGACCCAAUGCUCCGAUGGAAAUACAUGUUGCAAGGGCUUUCCAGGCGAGUACGCUUGUUGUCCUUUGCCUAGUGCUGUGUGUUGUUCUGAUAAUGUCCAUUGUUGUCCUGAGGACCAUACAUGUGACGUUACCGCUGGAACGUGUAGCAAGAAAGGAGAGACAGUCGCUUUCGUUGAGAAGAUAUUGGCUCAGAAGAUGAAAUACAUCGAGUUUGAUCGUGAUUUUCUCUGAAUUGCAUCAAGACUUUCAAAUGACUGUUCUGAAACUGUCCAAUUAGGUUAAUACAUUCGUAAUGAAUAGCAUUGUUAUCUCCCAAACAUUUAUCCUACAUGACGUAUAAUGUUUACAUUAAUUAAUAUUUCGUUCAAUUCAUAUAAAUUAUUAUUAAAAUUUCCAAA